AUGGAAACAAAAGUACUGCUGAGCUCAAUAUUUAAAGGUCUACCACUGGAUCGGAUUGAAGUUGUGUACCUUUUUCUCUCAAUGUUAAGACAGCAGGUUGUGUGCAACAAAGGCAUCAGCAAGAAAGCUAAAGUUGCAUUCUUCAAUUCAUAUUCUCUUGGUCAGAUUGCAAGGCUAUUCGAUCGACGUGGUGAACAGAUAGAAAUUAUCGAUGAGUCUGAUGAUGACAUAACUGAGUCACGACUUACUCCACUUGAACAGUUCGUUCGAGGUAUUUUGAUGGAACUUUGUUGCUCACAUCAGACAGGAAUUGCGUUUCAUUGCAAGCAGCCUAUCUCACCAGGACGUACAAACAAUCCUGUUCUACUUCGCUUUGUCAAUCAACUUUCAGCUCCGUGGGAAGAUGCAUUACUAAGUGAUCUCAUAGUUCGUAUUCUGACAACAUGUCCUGACUUGGUGCAUCCCUUUUUUGGUCGUUCUUUGCUGACACUUGAGCCCCGAGCCUCGCAUUCAUGGUUUUCACUUAUUAACUUUCUCAUGAAGGUGUUGACUGAUGUGACUAGCCACACUGUAGUGAUGAAGGCUGGGAUACCUUAUCAUCCGAACAAGCUUGUCCCAUAUAUCAAAAGCUUGAUUUCUCCUCCUUUGGUAUCUAGGGCAGCUCUUGCACGUGGCAUUCAGCAUAAAAUUGAAGCAAUUCGUUAUGCAUGUGUUACUUUGCUCUUUGUAAUACUGAAGAAAGCACUGGAAGUUAAGACAGCCUGUGAUCGGAUUGCACAUGAUGAUGAGAGAUGGGGGAACUCAAAGGACAGUAUUCCAACAGAAGGAACGUUUUUGUACGAAUUUCUUGAAGAAAUACGGAAGAUGCUCCCAGAUAUUAAUAUUCUAAUUUCAGCACGACAUAAAGCAACAUCUGCUCUUUCAUGCUCAGACCAGAUUAUGUCAGUCUGUUUGGAAGAAGACGAUCUCACUAUUGCAUGUAUGACACUUGAUAUGUCUGUACAUCCCGUACAGUAUGUUGUCAGAAUUCUUAAGGCAAUGGUUUGCUAUCAGUCUCUUCUGCCUGAUUCGUUUGUUUCUGUUGGUUACGACUUGGGAAAAUUGAUUCAAGACAGCACGCUGCUUACAGGUGGGUCAUCGGUGCAGUUGGUUGUGUUGGAGCUUCUGGAAGGCAGUCAUCCUGAUACAUUUCGAUGGCUGGAGGCUGGUACUCAUGAUGUGCUUGUGUCAGUUCUGGAACUGGUUUUGUCAUCAAGUACAAAAGUGUCUGUUGCAGCAUUGAGUUUACUGAAAAAGAUGUUGCUGCAGACUGGACUGUUUGAUCACAACCCGAACGAGGUGUUCAUCUGGCUCGAACAGCUAGCACAUUUACAUACUUAUCGAAAAAAAGAAGUCUCGUUAGAUAUCCUAUCUUGGUUGGCACAAAUUAUCAAACAGACAGCAAAAGAUCCACUGAGUGCAAUCGAUGAAAUCUUAACAGUUCAGUCGGAAAUGCAUCAUUCUACAGCUAUCACCAUGGAUAGAAAAACAAUGUUUGAAGUUGAUGCUGUGAUGAAUACAGAAGAUGUGCAUGAAGAGUUGACUGUUGAUGGAGUGUCUGGUUCAUUCUCGGGCUUGCAAUUCACACCUCUGUUGGUAACAGCUCUUCAUCAGUAUACAAUGGUGCUACAGCAGGCCCUAACAACAUCAGCUGUCUUUCCUGAAUGGAGUCUUGCUACAUUUGUAGGAUCUGUAGUAUUAUGUACACUACACACACUGUCUGACAUGCAGACAUUAGGUCAUAUUGUUACUCAAUCCUACUCUGUGCCAUUUGUGUCAGACUUAGAUGACACGAGAAGACAGUAA
Messenger RNA from Corticium candelabrum, 1845 nucleotides. Its product is annotated as nucleolar pre-ribosomal-associated protein 1-like. The coding region runs from base 1 to 1845 and encodes 614 amino acids. Lineage: Eukaryota; Metazoa; Porifera; Homoscleromorpha; Homosclerophorida; Plakinidae. Gene Ontology annotation, biological process: maturation of LSU-rRNA from tricistronic rRNA transcript (SSU-rRNA, 5.8S rRNA, LSU-rRNA); maturation of 5.8S rRNA from tricistronic rRNA transcript (SSU-rRNA, 5.8S rRNA, LSU-rRNA). Gene Ontology annotation, cellular component: nucleolus. The record is from RefSeq and is a predicted model, not a curated record. The transcript is spliced from 11 exons.